AUGGAGCCGUCUGACUCAGCACACCCGCGCCCCAGCCAGGCAGUGGUCCAGCCCUCCCAGCCCCCCACGCGGCUCCUGGUGUCUCACGGCCACGGUGACCUGGGCUCACUCCCUGCCAUGGAGGCCAAAGACCAGGAGCAGGUCCAGGAGCAGCUCCAGGAGCAGCUCCAGGAGCGGGCGCGCUUCGUCUAUGUCUCCCGCUUCGGCUCCUACCAGUGUGGAGGUGUCUUGCAGCUGGGCGGCCGCAGGGCUCAAAGACGUCGUCCCCCGGAGCUGGCGGCCCAGUCCCGCGAGGAGGAGCAGCUAAGACCAGAAGCGGCCCCGGGGCAGGCGGCCAAGGCCUGCACCACAGCCCGGUGGCAGGCGUUGCGUGUGCGGAGCCCUGGCAGGCGGACGGCGCGGGCAGGAGGCUCAGCAGGUUUCAACCAGAAGGGUGCAGGUGAAGAAUUUGAUUUUCCCAUACCAUUGAACGAAGCUGCCAAAAUCACAAAGAAGAAGAAAAAGGUGUCAGUAUGGAAUAGUGUAUACAAAGUUAUUUCUGAAUUGCUCGAAGAGAAUGAAAGAUACAGGCUCAGGCUGAAAUGUCAAAAAGCAUCCAGUGAAAGUAAGUUAACACAGUUUUUGUUGUACUGAAGGAGGCUGGCUUCCAUAGCAGUUCAGUUACCUUUGGAUCACGGUAGACCACAGUCAAUGUGCUUUGCUCCUGUGAUUUGAAUACCAGUUUGGAUGUUGAAUGCAACUGUUCGGGUGCAUGUGUUAACCCAUGUGGUCAAUGCUACCUAAACUCUUAUGUUAAUUGUCUGAGUUGAUAGAAAC
Messenger RNA from Ochotona princeps (American pika), 816 nucleotides. It is a transcript of the gene C19H5orf47, whose product is annotated as chromosome 19 C5orf47 homolog. Bases 1 to 633 code for a protein of 210 amino acids. Lineage: Eukaryota; Metazoa; Chordata; Mammalia; Lagomorpha; Ochotonidae. The record is from RefSeq and is a predicted model, not a curated record. The transcript is spliced from 3 exons.